CCGAGUAGGAUACCGCAGUAUGUUGCACAUGCACUGAAGGAAAAAGAGACUGUGGGAAAGGAGGAGAAGGAGAGAGACGGAAAAGUGCAUACGCGUCGCGCAAGUAUGGCGGUAAUCCUAUCAGCUGAUAGCGUCCGUCGUUGGGAUGACGGACCAGAUUUUGGUUAAUCGGAUUAGAUUAUAGCAAGUACCCCUCCUCCAUCGCCGUAGAUGACCGCAGGUUGCGUGUGCUGCUAUUUUACGCUACGUAUCUACCAGUAUAUAUGAAUACGAAUGACGCAUAGACGCAUAGGAUGCUGAUGCACCUCGCAUACGAGACACUACGACACCAGGAAGGAACCGACAACAAGUCAGUCACGUCGUUGACAAGCGGUGGAGAAUCCGCGGGAAUGUCGCAAGGUGUAAACAGGACAUCGUCGAGUCGGAAACUGAAAGGUUAAGAACCUCGACCUCGACUUGACUACGUUUGAGAGAGAAACCGCGAGAGCGAGUCCGCUUUGAUCGCGGAUCAAUCUGUGAUGAGCGACUCCGAACAGCGGCAAUUGCACGUGCCUUAUCGAGAGUACCACAGUCAGAACAAUACCAGUCCCGCGGUCACUCUCGUGGAGACCGAUGCGCUGGUGGAUCUGUCCAUCGGCAAUCACCAUCAGCGCCUAUCGUCGCAGAACGAGCGACAGUCGCCGGCGGCGCCGCCGCCGCCACCGUCAUCGGGGGACCUCCUACCCGACGUCGAAUUCAUUCCCGGUUUGAGCAACGACCAAACCCUAGCCAUAGAUUCCUCCGGGAUCGACCGGGAGAGCCAGCCUCUCCUCGGUCGUUUGGAGCUCGACGUUACGUUCAACAGAUUUCCAGAUGAUCCACAGUUCACGGAACUGGUGUGGCAGGCUGAGUGUGCAAUAGACAAUGGGGUUUAUCCAGAGAGGAUAUACCAGGGUUCCAGUGGUAGUUAUUUUGUCAAAAAUCCUGCAGGGAAAAUAAUAGGUGUAUUCAAGCCAAAGGACGAGGAGCCCUAUGGCAGAUUGAAUCCAAAGUGGACAAAAUGGAUGCACAAACUUUGCUGUCCUUGCUGCUUCGGCAGGAGCUGUCUCAUUCCAAAUCAAGGAUACUUGAGCGAAGCGGGAGCCAGUCUGGUCGAUCGUAAACUAGGCCUCGGCAUCGUACCAAACACUAGAGUAGUGAAACUCGUCAGCGAGGUAUUCAAUUAUCCACGUCUGGAUCGUCAAAAGGCACGCAUGAAACAGGCUAUCAUGGAUCAGUUUCCUACAGUGGGAUCGCAUUUCAAUCGUAUUGGUUUGCCGCCAAAGGUCGGUUCCUUUCAAGUCUUCGUAGACGGUUACAAGGACGCUGACUAUUGGCUGAGGCGAUGGGAAAACGAAUCCAUGCCGGCGCACCUGAGUCGAGAAUUUCAACUUCAAUUCGAGCGGUUGGUUAUUCUGGAUUAUAUCAUCAGGAAUACAGACAGAGGUAACGACAACUGGCUGAUCAAAUAUGAUACUAGCGUCAGUAAAAAUGGAUCUGAGCAGGGUGAGGUGAAGAUUGCAGCAAUCGACAACGGCCUGGCUUUUCCUUUCAAGCAUCCGGACUCUUGGCGGGCGUAUCCUUAUCAUUGGGCAUGGCUGACUCAGGCAAAACAACCGUUUAGCGAGGUCACGAGAGAACUAGUUCUGCCGCAACUCUCGGAUCAGAACUUUGUACAGGAUCUUUGCGACGAUCUAUAUCAAUUGUUCAAACAAGAUAAGGGCUUUGAUCGUCAUCACUUUGAUAGGCAAAUGAGUGUGAUGCGUGGUCAGAUCUUGAAUCUACAACAGGCCUUGAAAGACGCCAAAAGUCCUGUACAAUUGGUACAAAUGCCGGCUGUAAUUGUGGAAAAGGCCAAAGGAAACGGCGCUCCUAGGUUGUUUUCGUUCUCUGACACGUUUACUCAGCGCUUCCAAAACAAGAGUCCAUUCUUCUCCUGGUGUUGAAGAUAGGAGUUGAAUCAAGUGUUUGUGAAUCAGUGUCAGUCAAAUGAUGGAACUGUCCCAUGCGUCGCGCGAAUAAUGUGUAAUUAAUUAUUUUUCUAAGUUUAUUGUAUUACACAUUUCUACCUCUCUUUUAUUUUAGUGCGACUGCAGAUUAAUCAAGAGGAGAUGGUUAUCACAU
Camponotus floridanus (Florida carpenter ant) is the source of this 2142-nucleotide messenger RNA. RefSeq names its product phosphatidylinositol 4-kinase type 2-alpha (gene Pi4KIIalpha). Gene Ontology annotation, molecular function: 1-phosphatidylinositol 4-kinase activity. Gene Ontology annotation, biological process: Golgi organization; phosphatidylinositol phosphate biosynthetic process; endosome organization. The record is from RefSeq and is a predicted model, not a curated record. Gene Ontology annotation, cellular component: lysosomal membrane; endosome; trans-Golgi network. NCBI's taxonomy places the organism in Eukaryota, Metazoa, Arthropoda, Insecta, Hymenoptera, Formicidae. Bases 519 to 1964 code for a protein of 481 amino acids. The transcript has 6 exons.